Messenger RNA from Electrophorus electricus (electric eel), 336 nucleotides. RefSeq names its product oligosaccharyltransferase complex subunit 4 (non-catalytic) (gene ost4). NCBI's taxonomy places the organism in Eukaryota, Metazoa, Chordata, Actinopteri, Gymnotiformes, Gymnotidae. Gene Ontology annotation, cellular component: oligosaccharyltransferase complex. The record is from RefSeq and is a predicted model, not a curated record.
GCUCCCGAUGAUGACGUGUCCUAUGACUUCCGGUGUGGUAUCUCGGGGGUGAAACUGCUAGACAACCGCCUUGACUCACACGAGUGAAAUACUCCUCAUUAUCCAACCAUGGUAACAGACGUGCAGCUGGCCAUAUUCGCCAACAUGCUGGGGGUGUCCCUGUUCCUGCUGGUGGUACUGUACCACUACGUGGCCGUUAACAAUCCCAAGAAACUCGACUGAUCCUCGUGAGGUUAAAGUUUGCGACAGGGGACCAUGGGCAACGUUGCCGAGCAGAGGACAGCGAAGGCCUUAUUAUUUUAUAGGCAAAUGUAAAUAAAUUUGUACAUGUUCCCA